Dendrobium catenatum is the source of this 2093-nucleotide messenger RNA. RefSeq names its product probable glucomannan 4-beta-mannosyltransferase 11. Gene Ontology annotation, molecular function: mannan synthase activity. The coding region runs from base 181 to 1875 and encodes 564 amino acids. Gene Ontology annotation, cellular component: Golgi apparatus. The transcript has 10 exons. NCBI's taxonomy places the organism in Eukaryota, Viridiplantae, Streptophyta, Magnoliopsida, Asparagales, Orchidaceae. The record is from RefSeq and is a predicted model, not a curated record.
UCUCUGUAACUUUCUGUCUUUAUAAUGGAAUGAGAUCGAUCGUCCAAGUUCAAUUUAUAAUUUCAUCUAUCGAUCCUCUCUUAAGUAUUUAAUUUUUCUCUCCAACAACUCCGGCCGGUGUACGUACGUAGCUGGCCAGAAGAUUUGGAGGAAGCGAAUUAUUUUGACUAACUAGCUAGCAUGGAAGCAGCUUCCAAUGCGGCCGUCAUCGGCGGCGGUGGCGGCGGCGAACAUUUGCUGGCCUCCAUCUUGUUUCGUAUUUUUGGGAGGGGUAAAAGGUAUUAUGGCGAAAAGGAGGUGGUGAUGAAGGUUGUGCAGUGGAUUCGUUCGGCGUGCUUUGUGGUGAGGGAGUGGGCAUUGGUGCCGGGGCUGCGCGUUUUGGUGGUGGCGUGUCUGAUUAUGUCUGUUAUAAUGGUUUUGGACAAGAUUUUUAUGGCCACCGUCAGCCUCUUCGUAAGGCUCGCCCGCCGGAGCCCAUCGAAAGUGUACCGCUGGGAGCCAUUUGCCGACCAGGUCGACGAGGAGAUGCAGCAGGAAUCCAUCGAUAGCUAUCCAAUGGUCCUCAUCCAGAUUCCCCUCUUCAACGAGCGACAGGUUUAUCAUGUGGCCAUUCGUGCGGCGUGCAACUUUUCUUGGCCAUCCGAUCGUCUUGUCAUUCAAGUGCUGGAUGAUUCAACCGAUCUCGUCGUCAGGGAAUUGGUGAAGGAGGAAUGUGAGAAAUGGAUAAGAAAGGGGAUUAACAUAAAUCUAGAGACGAGAGAUAAUAGAAAGGGUUACAAGGCUGGUGCUCUCAAGGAUGGGCUGACAUGCAGCUAUGUACAAAAAUGUGAAUAUUUAGCCAUAUUUGAUGCUGAUCAUCAACCAGCUCCUGAUUAUCUCAAACAAGCAAUUCCUUUCCUCAUACACAACCCUAAAAUUGGUCUUGUUCAAGCUCGUUGGAAGUUUGCCAAUGCUGAUGAGUGCCUGAUGACAAGAAUUCAAGAGAUGUCAAUGGAUUACCAUUUCAAAGUGGAACAAGAAGCAGGGUCAUCAACCUUUGCAUUUUUUGGCUUCAAUGGCACUGCGGGAAUAUGGCGGAUCAUUGCAGUAAAGGAAGCUGGCGGUUGGAAUGAAAGAACUACUGUAGAGGACAUGGAUUUAGCUGUAAGAGCAAGCCUUAAAGGCUGGAAAUUUGUCUAUGUUGGUGACAUUAAGGUCAAAAGUGAACUACCAUGCACCUUCAAGGCCUAUCGAUAUCAGCAACAUCGUUGGGCUUGCGGACCAGCAAAUUUAUUCAGGCAUAUGUUCUUAGAGAUCAUCAAAGCUAAAGAUGUGACGAUAUGGAAGAAAUUCUAUUUGAUAUACAGCUUCUUCUUUGCUCGGAAGAUCGUAGCUCAUAAUGUCACAUUCAUAUUCUACAGUUUGGUGAUUCCAAUUUCCAUCUUUUUCCCUCAAGUAGAGAUUCCGAGGUGGGGGGUGGCCUACAUCCCAGCCCUUAUUACCAUCCUCAGCUCUGUAGCAACUCCUAGCUCAAUUCAUCUGGCUUUGUUCUGGAUCCUGUUCGAGCAAGUCAUGUCCUUCCAUCGAUUCAAAGCUGUGCACGUCGGAUUGUUCGAAGGAGAAAGAGUGAACGAAUGGGUUGUUACCGAGAAGUUUGGUAGCAAAAAUAAACCAAAUAAUGCUAAAUGUGGAGCUGAUCAGAAGAAGCCGCAAAGCAAGUUAUGGGAGAGAUUAAAUGUGACGGAGCUUCUGUUGGGUUUAUUUCUCCUCAUGUGUGCAUCGUAUGAUUUGGCCUACCGAGUAAAAAACUACUUCAUCUACAUAUUUCCUCAGUCGCUUUCAUUCUUCGUCAUCGGCUUUGGAUACGUUGGAAAAUUCAUCCCAAGCAACGUCUGAUCAACCAUCGGCCUUGUACUGUUUGUUAAGUAACCGGGGCCGGUGUGUUGCCAUGCGGUUCAUUUGAAGUAUUUUAGCUGUUACUGUGAUUCGAACUUUUACCCUUUUUAAGUUUUCUCAAUCGUAACUUGGCUUAUUUGUUGAGAAUAAUGCGCGCGGACCAAUAUAAAAAUUGGAGUUCAUGUCCACUACAGGUUUAAUUAGUAUUUUGUUUUUAA